AUGGCCUACGAUGACUGGAACAAGCUUGACGAGGAGGAAGAGGAGGAGCUACAGGACUACUCGUAUUUCGACAGCAAGAAGGAUGUUAUUCUGUUCUGUAUUGACUGCUCUGAAUCCAUGCUCGAACUUCGCGAAGACCCCAUAUAUGAGAAUGCUCAAACUUGUCACGCCUAUAUCGCCCUUGAAGCAGCCAUGCAAAUACAGAAGAAAAAGGUCAUCACUGGUCCCAACGACUCUGUGGGCAUCCUCCUUUUCAACACAUCUCGUCAAGGCGAGUCCAGUCGCAGCACUGGCUCCGACAUCAAGAAGAAUUGUUUUGUGUACCAACCUAUUGCCCCUCUCAGUGCGCCGAAGAUUCAGGACCUCAUACAUCUUCUGGAUGCAUUUCGAGAGGAUCCUGAAGAAUUAAAACGAAACUUUCCCCCGUUGCUCGAUGGGAAAAAGGACCUGACGCAAUCCGGAGUUGCUGUCGAACCGUUUUUCAUCAGCACGAAGGAAAAGCCGUUUGACGUAUCCAGGUUCUACUCGUCUGUUCUCCUGCCAAAUAGUCUUGUCGAUGAGGACGACAUUGACACUGAGGACCCUUCAGUUCUUCGAGAGUCGAUAUCCAUCUCUCGGAUCGAAGACCUACUGGCUCAGAUGCGAUUCCAUGAAGUCGCAAAGCGAGCUGGCUUUAGUGUGCCUUUCCAGCUUGCAAACGGGUUCACUAUCGGCGUCAAAGGGUAUGGCCUUGUAACGGAGCAGAAAAAGGGCUCCUACAAAUAUUUCAUGGAUCUUGGCGACAGAAUGGAGGUCGCUACUGUCAGGACGUCCUACGUUGACGAGGAACAACAAUCCGAAGUCGAAAAGACCCGCAUGGUUUAUGGAAUGGGUGUAACGUCCGGGGGGGACGACGCUGAUGGAAACGAGAGACCUGCCAAGCCAGGACAACGCCCGUUUUACAACGCCGAAGAAAUCCGGUCCUUCAGAACUUUGGGUCUGGAACCCAGCAUCAAGCUCCUUGGGUUUAAAGACCUCUCGGAACUUAAAUUUGAGGACAAUGUCAAGCACUCACUAUUCAUCUAUCCCGAUGAAUUGACCUAUGCGGGAAGCAAACGCACAUUUUCCGCUUUGCUUCAAUCUAUGAUUAAGAAAAAGAAGAUGGGCCUGGUCCUCGCCUUAGUGCGGAGAAAUGCAUCUCCCACUUUCUGUGCACUAUUACCCCAGGCAGAGAACAUGGAAGACGGAUGGGCGGACCCGCCUGGUUUCCACCUGAUUCCGCUUCCAUUUGCGGACGAUAUUCGCAGCGCGCCAAUUGAGCAAGCUUGCCGUGCCUCAGAAGACGUCAAAGACGCCGCGCUUGCCUGGAUAAACAAACUUUCUGUCAAAAAUGGCGCCUAUCCACCAGACUCUUAUCCAAAUCCAGCGCUCGCAUUCCAUAAUGCUCAACUCCAAGCGACUGCCUUUGGCGAAGAGUUCGACGUUGAUGAAUUCGAAGAUUUAACUUUACCCAAAGUCGAUAUGAUGCAUAAGCGAGCUGGCAAACUCUGGGAGGCAUGGAAGUCUUCUGUCGCGAACGACGAAGCUGCAUUAGAAAGCGGCCCCGUCGUGGAAGAGAAGAAGAGGGGCACCAAGCGCAAAGCAGAAGUCGACCUUUCGGAGACCGAGAUUAGGACACGGGUCGCGGACGGGACGCUUGCCAAACUUACCAACGACCAACUCAAGACCUUCCUCAAGAGCAAAGGCCAGCCUGUGUCUGGCAAAAAUGACCGCCAUGGCCUCCACAAGCAGCUCGCUCUCACUCAGCUGCCGCACACCGUUGCCGACACUGAAGACCAUCCAGGGCGGGGUCCAUCGGCUAUUCCUGAAGACAAGAAAGAAGAGUUACUCGAAAACGCGGAGGACAAUUGGCAAGAUGACCCAAUAAAUCCGCGAAACUGGUCGCUAGGCAAGAAGUGGACCUCGGCGGGAGUGGUGUCUUUCUACACGUUUAUCAGUCCGCUCUCGUCAAGCAUCAUGGCCCCUGGCCUCCCUGACAUCGCCCUCAAGUAUAAUAUCACCAACGAAACCAUAAUAGCGAUGACUCUGUCGAUUUUCUUAAUAUCCUUUGCCAUUGGGACUCUAGCCUUUGUUCCUCGCUCCGAUAUCGGUACAGCCCUCCUCCUUGCAACACCAGUGCUGAUGGCGGACUUUCAGGAAAUGUAUGGCCGGCGAUGGGUCAUGAAUAUUUGCAAUCUAAUCACCAUUGGUUUCAACCUUGGCUGCGCCUUCGCGCCGACGACGGGGGCAUUACUUGCAUUUCGAUUCUUAGUCGGUUUCUCUGGCAGUGCCCCCAUUGCUUGUGGCGGGGGUGUUAUUAGCGACCUUUUCUCAGAGCGAGACCGCGCAGCUGCAAUGGCUAUCUACAGUCUCGGUCCUCUUAUUGGUCCAGUUGUUGGACCGAUUGCAGGCGGAUUUGUCACCCAAAAAAUCGGAAUCAAGUACGUCUUCAUCAUUGUGGCAGGCCUGGGAGGUAUCGCAAGCGCAUUUGGGAUCCCAUUCCUACGAGAAACAUACGCUCCCGUCAUCCGUUUACGGCGUGCGAAAAACGCCCCGGAUCCAGAAAAGGCUGCAGCAGCGCAUCCUGUUCUCCUCACGGAGCACACAAGCAAACUCCACUAUUUGUGGAUCAAUCUUAGUCGACCUGCGAUACUUCUCUGCAGGAGUGUCGUUUGCUUCCUUCUCAGUCUUUAUAUGGCCUUCAUGUACGGCAUCUAUUAUUUGAUGUUUGCGACAUUCAGCACGCUGUUCUCGGAAGUUUAUGGAUUUGGCACUGGAAUUGGUGGAUUGACUUACAUCGGUCUUGGUGUCGGUUUCAUGCUGGCAACUAUCUUCAGUGCCAGAUGGGGAAACGACAUCUACCUUUCGUUGUCGCAACGGAAUGGCGGCAAAGGCGAACCAGAGAUGCGAAUUCCAGCACUCAUUCUCGGUUCCUUGUUUGUGCCCGUGGGCCUUUUCUGGUAUGGCUGGUCAGCGGAAGCUCGAAUUCACUGGAUUAUGCCCAUCAUUGGAUCAGGCAUCUUCGGCUUCGGCAUGAUGACGACAUUCCUGCCAAUUCAGCUCUACCUCGUCGACACGUUCACCUACGCCGCAAGUGCUCUCUCCGCUGCAUCUGUUUUCCGCUCCCUUUUAGGCUUCGCCUUUCCACUAUUCGGCCAGCAAAUGUUCAACGCCCUCGGGACGGGCGGCGGCAACUCGUUACUCGGUGGUCUGGGUAUUGUCUUGGGAAUCCCAUUCCCGAUCUACCUUUACUACCAUGGGGCUGAAAUCCGUCAGAAGAGCGCGUUUUCUCGAUGA
Mycena indigotica is the source of this 3315-nucleotide messenger RNA. Its product is annotated as SAP domain-containing protein. Gene Ontology annotation, molecular function: transmembrane transporter activity; DNA binding; DNA helicase activity. NCBI's taxonomy places the organism in Eukaryota, Fungi, Basidiomycota, Agaricomycetes, Agaricales, Mycenaceae. The transcript is spliced from 31 exons. Gene Ontology annotation, biological process: double-strand break repair via nonhomologous end joining; transmembrane transport. The record is from RefSeq and is a predicted model, not a curated record. The coding region runs from base 1 to 3315 and encodes 1104 amino acids.